This is a messenger RNA of Didymella exigua CBS 183.55, 1575 nucleotides long. RefSeq names its product thaumatin family protein. The record is from RefSeq and is a predicted model, not a curated record. Gene Ontology annotation, biological process: defense response. Gene Ontology annotation, cellular component: extracellular region. The coding region runs from base 222 to 1403 and encodes 393 amino acids. The transcript has 3 exons. Lineage: Eukaryota; Fungi; Ascomycota; Dothideomycetes; Pleosporales; Didymellaceae.
ACAAGCUGUAACUUCCUCACAACGUCGGUGAUCGACUCUGGGACUGUCGCCAUGUUCCUUGAUUUUCAGCGUGCGCCGGCCGCCCUGCAUCCUUCACGACUUUGCAUAUCCUCACGAACCCCAGCUGGCUUGCAAUCCUGCGCCUCCUACCUCGCAAACAUUCCUUGUACAACAGACUUCGCAGUGUCUGCACACGAUCGCAUUGUGCAGUCAAAUUUACGAUGCACUCUCCUUUCAGACCCAGCUGGGCUCCCCAGUACCUAUGCGCCGCACUUCUCCUCUGCAGCGAAAUCCGUAUAGCAAAUGGAGCCCAUCACAUGUCCAGGAAGGCACCUCGUAAACUUAAUCGACGAAAGCUGGACAUCACGCCUUUACUUGUCACAAAUAACUGCCCGGACAAUAUAUGGCCAGGUAUCUCGACGCAAUCUGGGAACGGACCUGCAACCACCGGGUUCAAGCUUUCGCCGGGGGAGACCAAAAACCAGACUGUUUCUGAAGAUUGGCAAGGUCGAGUCUGGGGCAGGGCGAACUGUACCUUCAACAGCGACGGGACUGGUCCUGCCAGCGGAAGCGGGAAGGCCUGCUAUUCUGGUGACUGCAACGGCAAACUGAACUGCCAAGUCGGUGGUGACGUUCCUGUCUCGCUCGCUGAGUUUACAUUGGACGCAGGAGAUGGCCAUACCUAUUACGACAUCUCUCUCGUCGACGGCUACAACCUUCCAAUAGCCAUGGUACUUCAACCGCUCGAGAAUAUCACGCUUGACGAUAUACCUCCCAAUCUGACCAAUCCCUCAUGUCAAGGUACCCGCGAUCUGCUGGCAUCUCAAGGCUACGAUCCCUAUCCCGAGUACCCUGACUUCCUCAGGACAAACACAUCGUACCCUCUGCCUUGGGAGGACCAGGUAGACAGAGAAAAGGUCGAUCGAUGGUGCCCUUGGGAUCUACAGCAGACACCUCCAGACAAGCCUGGUGAUGGCGUAUAUCCAUAUCCAGAUGACAACAUCGAGCGCCCCUCUUUCAACCCUUGUUUCUCGGCGUGCGCGAAGAACAAUAAGCCGGAAGACUGUUGCACAGGACAGUACAAUUCCCCUAGUAAAUGUCGACCUGGAGACUAUUCGAAGAAUGUCAAGGAGAUCUGCCCAGAUGCCUAUAGCUUUGCUUUCGAUGACCAGACCUCAACCUUUAUCAUCCCCUCAGGAGCCGGGUUUGAAGUCGUGUUCUGCCCAGGCGCCCGCUCGACUAACAUCUUGGCCACGAGUAUGGCUGAGAUGCAACAGCUCUCACAGCAAGGAAAGGUCGACCACCAGAAGGUCAAGAGGAUGAUGGACGAGAGUCAGGAGAUGUUCCGAAGGGACUAUUACUCGCCCGGCCUCUUCUCCAGAUGGCUGUCGCUCAGAGGCUGAUGCUCCAUUUAUGCUGAUGGGGUCUGGGAUAGUCAAACUUGUACGUACUCUCGCAGUUCUAUACCCUUUUGAUAUUCGCUACAACGUAGAAUGUUUGUUUUUGGGUCUCCUGCCACAUUUUGCCCUGUUCCAUGAAGGGCACACUUAACGGAUUGCGGUGCCGCAAUGCCCG